This is a messenger RNA of Syzygium oleosum, 1546 nucleotides long. Its product is annotated as transcription factor JUNGBRUNNEN 1-like. Gene Ontology annotation, molecular function: DNA binding. Bases 206 to 1096 code for a protein of 296 amino acids. The record is from RefSeq and is a predicted model, not a curated record. NCBI's taxonomy places the organism in Eukaryota, Viridiplantae, Streptophyta, Magnoliopsida, Myrtales, Myrtaceae. The transcript is spliced from 3 exons. Gene Ontology annotation, biological process: regulation of DNA-templated transcription.
AGAAGGAGAUGCACAUCUCCAUCAACGUCAUAAGUUUACUUGGUCAUGUGGACUGAGCAGCAAAUGGAUGACCUGACCCUCUUGCACGACUGCCCCAUACAAGAAGCUUCUACUUCCAGAAUAUAACGGACACAUUGUGCCAACCCAAAAGAUCAACAAUAUAACGGAGAGAGAGAGAGAGAGAGGGAGAGAGAGGGAGAGAGGGAUGGAACAGCGAUAUAGCAGUGAUACAAGGAUAACUGACAAGAAGAAGAACAAGGAUGAUGAGGAAGAAGUGACGCUUCCUGGGUUCCGGUUUUACCCGACUGAUGAAGAGCUUGUCGGGUUUUAUCUUCGCCGGAAAGUGGAGAGGAAGCCUCCCAAGAUCGAUUUCAUCAAGCAGGUCGAUAUCUACAAGUACGAUCCCUGGGAUCUCCAAGAUGUUAGCAAAAUGGGAGAGAGAGAAGGCUACUUCUUCUGCAUUAGAGGGAGGAAGUACAGAAACAGCAUAAGGCCAAACAGAGUGACCGGGUCUGGAUUUUGGAAGGCCACCGGCAUCGACAAGCCCAUAUAUUCCAGUAAAAAUCCCCAUGACUGCAUCGGCCUCAAGAAGUCUCUCGUCUACUACCGUGGCUCCGCCGGCAAAGGCACCAAAACCGACUGGAUGAUGCACGAGUUCCGGCUGCCGCCUGCUGGGAAGGGUGGCGCUCUAUCUGUUGCAGAUGACACAAUCACUGAAGCAGAAGUAUGGACGCUUUGCAGAAUUUUCAAACGCAUACCCUCCUGCAGAAAAUACAUUGCAACACCUGAAUGCAAUGAGGCCACCUUCAAGCAGAGCUCAAUCGAUUCAUGCUCUAAAUCGAGCAGCUUCGAAUCCGAAUACGGAGACCCAUGCUUGAGUUUUGGAUCGGAUCAUUCAGCCAUCCAACCAAGCAACAGAAAGCCCGCGACCCGCCAUGUCGAUCAAGCACAAUACUCAUCGGCCAACCAUUGCAAUUCCAUCCCUCAGGCGCCUAUGGCCACACCGUGCUCGAGCUUUUGGAAUCUAAAUGGAGAGGAUAUCUUCGCGAGCGGAAUAAACUGGGAUGAACUGAGAUCGAUAGUUCAGGGAGAGUGAUUCCCCGCAAAAAUUAGUUAGUCGUGCGGGAACUGGGAAUUUGCGGAUUCGAGAGAUCAAGGGAUGAACAUGACACAACUGAAGUUUCUUUUUCCUGGGAUUUAUUACUAGGAAAUGAGGACAGAAAUAGGCAUAGUUUUUCAUAAUCGAAAGUAUGGACCUCCUAUCUUACUUUGGCGUGGAAGUAAACCUGGACUGAGAAGUUUUGUUUGACAAUAGCAGAUUUUUUUUGCCUUGUGAUCUUCACGUCCAAUGGAAGGGCGACUUCGUGUAGUAGCUUUGCGAAUGUUCGCGGUCAUUGGAUCAAAGUGUUGACUUUGACUAUCAAUGCCAAAAUUUUGCUUUCCUUUCUCUAAAUCUCCUAAAAUCACUCCAAAGGGAUUCGGAGAGAUUAUGAUGACUUGUGAACAUUUGUUUUGAACAAGUAAAGCACACUUUUUCUUGCCGAUU